CUUGAAAAGGCAGUGCUGCAACAACGGUUACGCGAAUCUCAAGAAGAAGCUCGUAAAUAUCAAAAUGAAUGCAACCUUUUAUGUGAUGCUUGGCAAGUAGAUGAAAAGGAAGUUGUGAUUACAGAUGAAGAGUUAGGUCGAGGGUCAUAUGGUGUUGUCAUGGUUGGAAUAUUUCGAGGGUUAAAAGUAGCAGUUAAGUACCUUCACCCGGUGAUAGCCUCAUACUACAAUGAAGAGCGUUUCAUAAGAGAAAUGAAAAUGGCAUCACUACUGCGCCAUCCUAAUCUAGUCCAGUUUAUUGGUGCAACGUUAGGAGACAAUCCUCUCAUUUUGACAGAGCGCAUGACCACUAGCCUAUAUUAUGAAAAGAAAAAUGUUCAACUUGCAAGACCGUCUAUUCUCAGCAUUGCUAUACAGGUAGCUUUAGGCCUCAAUUAUCUUCACUUGCAGAAACCCAAUGCUCUUAUUCAUAGAGAUGUUAGCAGUCCUAAUAUACUGCUUGACAACAUAGGGCCAGCUAAAUACAGAGCAAAGGUUUCUGAUUACGGUUCAUUUGCUAUGGCUGUAGAUUCUCAGACGGAAAGGCCAGGAAGCAUAGCAUAUUCUGCACCAGAAGCUUUCAAUCCUAAUGAGCAUACACCAGCAAUGGAUGUCUAUAGCUUUUGCGUACUACUAAUAGAAAUGAUUAUAAACAAAGCACCAGAAACAACCGUAAAAGAAAGGAGAGAGCAAGCCUUAAAAAUUGCAGGAUGGACAGUAAUGAAGAACCUAGUGCAGAGAGGCAUCAAUGAGAAAAAGGAAUUUCGCCCAAAAAUGGCUGAAAUAAUCAAAGAAUUAAAGCAAAUGGAAAGUCAGCGAUUGAGAUAACUAUAUACUCUUUUACAGCACAUAUUGCACACUUGUUUCACACAUAUACUAGCACAUU
Messenger RNA from Amphimedon queenslandica, 925 nucleotides. RefSeq names its product serine/threonine-protein kinase STY17-like. Gene Ontology annotation, molecular function: ATP binding; protein kinase activity. The transcript has a single exon. The annotation marks the transcript as partial. NCBI's taxonomy places the organism in Eukaryota, Metazoa, Porifera, Demospongiae, Haplosclerida, Niphatidae. Gene Ontology annotation, biological process: protein phosphorylation; necroptotic signaling pathway. The record is from RefSeq and is a predicted model, not a curated record.